Mus musculus (house mouse) is the source of this 4381-nucleotide messenger RNA. RefSeq names its product double homeobox B-like 1 (gene Duxbl1). The coding region runs from base 2578 to 3630 and encodes 350 amino acids. NCBI's taxonomy places the organism in Eukaryota, Metazoa, Chordata, Mammalia, Rodentia, Muridae. The record is from RefSeq and is a predicted model, not a curated record. Gene Ontology annotation, cellular component: nucleus. Gene Ontology annotation, molecular function: DNA binding. The transcript has 7 exons.
CCCUCCCCCUUUGCAUCUGCGUCUGGUAGCGGUCUGCCACUCUGGGUCUCUGGCAGAGUGGCCCCAUGCUCUCUGACUUGCGACUGACUGUUCCUUGUUUUCAGAAUCCCAGAGUAGCCAGUUCUUAAACAAUAGGUCCUUUCACGGCUAGGCAUCUGGUAUAGCACUCCUGAAGUACCGGGUUGGGUAGGGGUUUGGAUGCCGGGAUUGGAUGCAAGAUUUCUUUUCCGCUGCUAACGGGCCCCACCGGAGGAGGCAUUAUCUCCCCUCCCCCCCACUGGAUUAAGGCUUGCGAGUACUGUGGGUUUAUCCUGCAGCUGGGGCUGCCAGUCUUUUGUCACCAAGGCUGACAGGCUUACGAGUGUUUGGGGCUCCAGCUCUUCUUUCCCCCUGCGAGGAUUGGGACCGCAGAUUGCUUCCUCCUGCCCUUGCCUUAGCCUUUCUAUUUUCUCAUCCUUUUUCAUCUGUCCUGUCACCUCUUUCUGAUGCUCUUUCUUCUUUUCUGUCCCGGGGAUAUGGUCUUUUCUUUGUUACCCUGACUCUUCUAUCUCGGAGUUGAAUGGAGGAAGCGUCCAAUCCGCCAUCUUACUCCAGAAAGCAAAUAUUUUCUCUUCUGAUCCAGUGGGGAAGUGGGUAUGUGGAGUGGGGAGAGGAGGAGAUUUAGGAAGAGGAUGAGGUAGUAUCAGCGGGACACCAACUUGCUGCUGGAGAGAUGUUUUCCACAUCCUUCAGUUUCAGAUGCGAUUGCCCUAAUUAGGUAAUUUCUGCUGCCUGACUGAAACACCCAGGCUAGAUCCCUGAUUCCUGUAAUUUACAAAUACUUAGGGGGGGACGAGGGGCUGCUGGGUCCUUCCUUGCUUUACCGGCUGGGUAGGAUCCUGUGGGUCUAGAUAGCAUUUUUCCACGCACAUAUUUUUUCAUUAGUUUAGUCACGUGGCUUUUUAAAAAAAGCUAACACUUAUACACAGAUAUCUGUAACACAUUUCAUAAAGGUUAAUUAAUGCAAUUGUUUGUACCUAGCUACAGUCUUUUUUGGUUUUGCUUUUGUUUUCUUAAAUAUUUUUUAAGUAGAAACAACAAUGUAUUUUAUCAUCCCAAGCCACAAGAAUAUAUUUGUCGACCAAAAAAAUAUUUUUGACAUACAUGCAUAUGAAAUGUGAGUUUUGGUUACAACCAAUAGAAAAUUGGCAAUAUUAAGUGGUCAGCAAGCAAUUUUUAAAACAUUAAUGUCUGACUAUAAUGUAAAAUAUACUAGAAAACUCAGUGGUGGAAUGGACCCCCUGUGGUGAAUCCUUUGCUUUCCUAGGAUUGGUGGAGAUGUGUGAUUGAAUCAUCACGUUUACAGGUUUUUACUCAUCUAGGAGGCAAGCCUGGCACACCUGUGAGCAAUUCUCUUGAUUAGGUUAAUAAGGUGAGAAGGCCCAUUUUCAAAACUGGCUACUCCUUCCCCGGGACAUGGUGCUCGGGGUCUGGACAGAACGGAGAACGGCUCUGAGCAGUGGCACCCUUGGCUGUCUUCCUCCUGACUUCGGAAACAAUAUGACCAGCUGCUUCAGGCUCCUGCUGCCUUGACAUCCCUGCAUGGUGGACUGUACCCUGAAACUACACACCAGAAGAGGCCAUCAGAUCCCAUUACAGAUGGUUGAGAGUCACCACGUGGUUGCUGGGAAUUGAACUCAGGACCUCUGGAAAAAGUUAGUGCUCUUAACCACUGAGUCAUCUCUUCAGUCUGCCUAUGUCUCUUCUAAACUAGUCAUAGGUAUAUAUAAAAACAACAGCAAGAUCAUACAUCUAUCUUUCUUUUUCUUCUCUCUCUCUUUUUUUUUUUGUUUUUGUUUUUGUUUUUUGUUUUUUGUUUUUUUUUCAAGACAGGGUUUCUCGGGCUGGAGAGAUGGCUCAGCGGGUAAGAGCACUGACUGCUCUUCCAAAGGUCAUGAGUUCAAAUCCCAGCAACCACAUGGUGGCUCACAACCAUCCUUAAUAAGAUCUGAUGCCCUCUUCUGGUGUGUCUGAAGACAGCUACAGUGUACUUAGAUAUAAUAAUAAAUAAAUCUUAAAAAAAAAAAAAAGACAGGGUUUCUCUGUACAAUAGCCCUGGAACUCACUCUGUAGACCAGGCUGGCCUUGAACUCAGAAAUCCACCUGCCUUUGCCUCCCAAGUGCUAGGAUUAAAGGUGUGCACCACCACUGCCCGGCCUAUCUAACUUUCUAUAAAUCUCCCCUGAACACAUUUACUCAGAAGGACAAGGCUCUUGGUCACAGUCCAUCAUCUGUCAAGAGUCUUUUAAAACUUCAGUCCAUCAAGGAGUUAAACCAGUGAUUAGCUCAACUCUCUCAUGAUAUAAUCUUCUCUGGAAACCACCCCAGACACACCCAGAGGCGGGUUUCACUAAUCUCCCAGGAACCUCUUAAUCCAAUCAAGUUGACUAUCAAGAUUUGCCACAGUGCUGCAUAUUUAAUGAAAGGAUUAAACAACCAACAGGUAUUUAAGAAAUGGGUGGGCCACUCUGGGCUCUACUACAUCCUGUGUCUCUGUGACAGCUCUCUUGGGCCUCUUGGGAUCCAGAUGGCUGCAGCAUGGAGCUGAGCUGCAGUACUGGCCUACUGGAAAAAGAAGCCCGGAGAAGGAGAAUCAUUCUAACCCAGAGUCAAAAGGACACUCUUCGUGUGUGGUUUGAAAAGAAUCCCAAUCCUGAUCUAGCUACCAGAGGACAUCUGGCUAAGGAACUCGGCAUCUCUGAGUCUCAAAUUAUGACUUGGUUUCAAAAGCAUAGAAAAAUACGGAAGCAAGCAGAGUUUGCAUGCUGUUCUGAAGAAAGCCAAGAGCAGGAGCAGGAUAAACCUAGAGUUAAAGAAGCUAGAAGGAGCAGAACGCACUUCACAAAGUUCCAGACUGAUAUUCUAAUUGAAGCUUUUGAGAAGAAUCGGUUCCCUGGGAUUGUUACCAGGGAAAAACUGGCUCAACAAACAGGCAUCCCAGAAUCCAGGAUUCAUAUAUGGUUUCAGAACCGGAGAGCACGGCACCCAGACCCAGGACAGAACACUCAGAAAACUCCUCAUCCACCCCAGAGCAGUCAGGGCCCUACCCAGAAAACUGUGGGUAAACUCGCUCCUUCCAAAACUCUCACCAGCAGCGCUUCAGUUAUACUGCCUCUUUCUCCACCCCACACUCCAAAUGGGCCUUUGGAUCUCUCUAAGGGCCGUCAGAAGCAGUUACCAGGGACCACACUACUUCAGUCCUCCCAGGUUGUACAGCAAAGGAGUGAUGAUCAAAAUCCCAAUAAAGGUCACUUAUCACCGACAACAACUCCAGGAGAGCAGGGCUUCCAUUCUCAGCCUCCUUUACAGCUCCUAACCCAAAACAGAGGGCAUAAUCCCAGAGAGAGCGGUGGUUUGGCGGUACCGCGCUUAGAAGAUUGUACUCAGGUCCCAGCUGUCAAUCAACACUUCCGGAAACUAGACCAAAAUGAUUCCUCCUUUCUCCAACACUGGGACGAGUGGUUCGGAUCCAUGCUUGCUGAAUGGAUGCCUGACAAAGAAUACUGGUCUGAGAAAGCUGAGCUGCAUCCGUGGCAGGUGCAGCUGCGGCAGCUUGCCAGCGUGUCUCCUCAAGCACACCAAACUCCGUAGCAGUAGGUUUAAGCCUCAAGCCUUUUCCGUUCAUUCCUCUUGAGCACAGGUUUUUCAGGAAAAGAUCUCUUCCUUCGGCACCCAGGUCCCCACGUGGAUUCCUGUGCAUGGCUUGGAGAGCUUCUCAGGAGAGUGUUGGGUUCUUCACAGGGGAACGAGUACAUCAGUGAGGACCUGCCCUCGGGCGUGAAAUCAGUGGCUAUACUGAAGAGUAGGCAUGCAGAAUUAGGGAACAAGAUCAAGUUAGUAUGUGCAUAAACCACAUGGACACAAAAAGGGGGCAAUUAUUUUUAUUCUUAAUUUAUUCUUGAGAUCUGAUCUCACUGUUACUCUGGCUGGUCUUGAACUCCUGUGCUCAAGUCAAUUUCCUGCCUCAGCCUCCUAAAUAAUCGGUGCUACAAAUAUAUCCCUCCGGGUCCGUCUUGGUUUUAAUUUUAAUUAUUUAUUUAUUUUUAAUUCACGGUUUCAUCUACCAUCUGUUAUGUUUCAAAGCUGAAGUGUCUCUCACAAAUUCAUGUUCUGAAAUCUUGCCUCUCAGCCAAUGGUGCUGUUUGAAAUCUGUAGAGGUUUUAGGUGGGUCCUGACCGGCAGGUGCAGGCCAGGGUGGUACCUUGAAAGUUAUACCCACCAUGUGAACAGCAUGCACCACGCGUUCCCAAUGUGUAGACGGACUUAUGUCCCCACGCCUCUCUGUGACAAUGGGCUAAAACAUUCUGACAAGAAUCCAAAUAAACACUCUCCUGUCACGUUG